AAAUGAAAUAGAUGGUUAGAUUGAUCGAUCUACAGUCUACUAGUCUACACUGACUGUAACUGAACUGAGGUUGAGCCUGCAAAAAAGACACAAAAUGGCAAGCAACAGUCAAUUGGGAAGAUUAUCCACAAAGGUUGCAGACAAAAUUCGUCGUGAUGAACGUGUGAGUGUUGUAGAACGGACAAAUUUGAGAUAUCUUCCUGGACUUCCACGAAAAGUUGACUUGGUGACAUUGGACCGUUCAUUCAUUUCUAUACUUUUGGUCAUGCCUGCUGUGGUCAAUGUAAUGAAGGAAAGAAGCUACAUUGGUUGCUCUGAUUAAACCCCAAUUUGAGGCUCCCAGAUCUCAAGUAAGAAUUCAUGCAUUUUUUCAAUUUUAUUUUUUUUAGUGAAAUUGCCCUAGGUCUAGGCUGGUUUUCUGUUCUCUGCAAUUACUUAUAUCAAGCUGAAUCAGAUUAUAUUUAAAUAUGAUUACUCUUGAGUAGGGGUUGAGGUUUACCAUUUGAAAUGGCUUUGUCAAGAUCUAAUAAAAGGGAUCUUUCUUUUGUUCAAAGCCUCUGAUAAAGAUAGGAACUCAUAGAUUAGAUUUCCAAGAGGUCCUGCUCAAGCAUGGUUUGAUACAAAUAAUAAUAAGGCCAAUGGGCAGGUCAUCAUGGAAAACAACAAAAAAAUGAAUAAAGAAUAAGCACAUGUUUGCAUGUGUGCUCUUCUACAAAAGAAAUAGACCAGGAAGGGCAAGAAGAAUUUGUGGUUCACCACAAAAAGGAGUGUAGAUCCUGGUGUGAAGUGUAAACAUAGAACAGAGUGCCCUGUGUAAAACUAAUUCAUUAUAGACCAGUCAUAUAUAUUGUUUGAUGGACUAAUAAAAUUAUUUUUGUACCGCUUUAUGU
Camellia sinensis is the source of this 890-nucleotide messenger RNA. NCBI's taxonomy places the organism in Eukaryota, Viridiplantae, Streptophyta, Magnoliopsida, Ericales, Theaceae. The record is from RefSeq and is a predicted model, not a curated record.